Messenger RNA from Sabethes cyaneus, 12318 nucleotides. It is a transcript of the gene heph, whose product is annotated as polypyrimidine tract-binding protein 2. Gene Ontology annotation, molecular function: mRNA binding. The record is from RefSeq and is a predicted model, not a curated record. Gene Ontology annotation, cellular component: nucleus. Bases 1623 to 3431 code for a protein of 602 amino acids. NCBI's taxonomy places the organism in Eukaryota, Metazoa, Arthropoda, Insecta, Diptera, Culicidae. The transcript has 13 exons. Gene Ontology annotation, biological process: mRNA processing; regulation of RNA splicing.
UAGUGUCGUCGUCGUCGAUAUUAUAUCGUGCCGAUGAGAGCGAGAGUUGUUAUUUUUUCGGGAGUUGAGCAGAGCACAAGCCGUCGUUCGUCGCCGUCGCGCAUUGGCAAAUGGCAAUUUACACUGUUUAGUUUCGGAAAAAACUUUUCUCAGUUAAGAUACACGUUGACGGGCGAGCUCGGUUUAGGUUGUGCGCUUUAUGGAUUUUGUGAAUUGAUUUGCUUACUGCUGCGGUUCCGACGUUUCUUCUAUUCGGCUUAGUGACCAAAACCAAUUUUUGCACGUCGUCAAAAUCUCGCCAACCGCGAUCACAGGUUGUUUUGCGUCGAGAAUCGAAAGAGUUGUUUCCAAGAAUCCAUUCGCGCAGUUGGAAUCUUAUUUCAGUUUUAGCAGUGUUUUGCGGUGAGAGUGAAGUUUUUCGGUGGAUUGAGGUGUGCUUACGGCUCGAGGUGUCCGGAAAUUAGAUUUUACGAUUGUUGUAGCCCUUGCGGUAGUGAUUAUAAGGCUUAAAGUUGCCAAGUGAGCACGAGUCUGGAAUAGAGGGAAAAAGUGCUGAAUACAAACCACGUUGUGGCUUUUGUUUGGGUUCUGUUAAACAGCGGUGGUGCCAGGUGAAAUUUUCUUCACAUCGGUGUAACCAGGAAUUAAAAAAGGAUAAUUAAUUAGUGUCUCCAGCAGUUCCAGGGUUCCUUAUUUCUCCAAGCAGCGGAUAACAGUUCUCAGUUCUAAGUGUGCCUUCGGAAGCGAGAGUCCACUUCCCGCAGAGUUGCGUGCGUGCCCAAAAAAAUAAAUUUAAUCCUUUCUCCGCAGUGCGCCGUUGACCGCGCGCUCUCAUAGCAGGACAAAGCAGAGAAAAAGAGAAAAAAGAGUUUUAGUAGAAAGAGGAAGAGCAAGCAAGUGUGUUGAAAGUGAAGCUUUUUCCUCGUAGACUUCAAGUCCUGUACUACCCCCAAGGUUCAAGGGAAAAGGAAAUUAUCAGGCGAAAGCAAAAGUGUUUCCUUCGGUGUGCUUCUUUUCAGACCAUCAGUGAAGAAAGAGAGAAAGUUCUGAUAGCGUGGAAAAAGAGAGAAAAGAAGAAAUUAAAAAAAAGGCAGAGAGCAUAGGAUUUGUUGAAAGUGCGGGGUUGUGGUUAAACUAGAGAAAAAAAAGUUGCGUGCUAGGUUGAUUCGGUUUUACCGGUAGAACAUAGAAACGCCACCAUCAUUGAGUUCAUGUUUCAGAGAAUAUUUAUCGAACGUUAGCUGGUUCUUAAGCGCGUGAUAGUUUUUAUGCUAUAGUUCAUGUGAUAAAGUAAAGCGCAAAAAUAGAGAGGGAGAGAAAGAGAGAGAGAGAUCCGAUCGAGAAGAAAGAAAAACGGAAACAAGUGCAAUCUCGCUAGAACACACAGUUCGUCGAACUCUUUGUGCGGAAUAAAGGUGCAAACUGCGGUUGAGUUCUUUAGUCGGUUAUAGACACGGAAACAACAACAACCACCUCAGUCAGCACAGCAACCGCAGCAAACCCCAGCAGCUGCUGUAGUGUUAGUUUUUCUGCUGUUCACCACCACACAUACACAAACUUCUGAUUUGUCCCAACGCGUCGGCACAUAUAUGUGCAAAUUUUCCUAAAUUUGGGUAGCGGCCAUGAUGUCCUGCCCCCUUCCAUUACCAUUACCACUACUUCCACCAGCAUUGCACGCAGAUUUUCCUCCGGUCCACAUCGGAGUUAAGCGCGGUAGCGACGAGCUCCUCAGUCAGGCAGCAGUUAUGGCACCGGCAUCGGACAACAACAACCAGGACCUGGCGACCAAGAAGGCCAAACUGGAACCGAAUAGCGUGAUUGGUGUGGGCGGCAUCACAAAACCGUCCCGUGUGGUCCACAUUCGGAACAUCCCAACCGAGUCCAGCGAGGUGGACGUAAUGCACCUGGGUGUUCCAUUUGGCCGCGUGACCAACGUGCUGGUGCUCAAGGGCAAAAAUCAAGCCUUCCUGGAGAUGGCCGAUGAAAGUGCAGCUACCAGUAUGGUCACCAUGUUCACCGCCCAGCCGCCGGUCGUCCGAGGUCGGACCGUAUACGUACAGUUCAGCAACCAUCGGGAGCUAAAAACCGAUCAGAACCAUACGGCCACUAACAUUACGCUGCAAACACAGGACCUCACCCAGUCGCCGACGGGAUCGCCACUGCCGUUGGCAUUGGACCAUGCCAACACUAACUCGACAACCGGCACCACCGGAACGACGGGAACCACCCAGGGUGGACCGAACACGGUGCUGCGGGUGAUCGUCGAGUCGUUGCUGUAUCCAGUUUCGUUGGACAUUCUGUACCAGAUUUUCCAGCGAUUUGGCAAGGUGCUCAAGAUUGUCACCUUCACCAAGAACAACUCGUUCCAGGCUCUAAUUCAGUACCCGGACGCUGCUACAGCUCAGCACGCCAAGCAGACCCUGGACGGACAAAACAUCUACAACGGGUGCUGCACGCUACGCAUCGACAACAGCAAACUAACCUCGCUAAAUGUCAAGUACAACAAUGACAAGUCGCGGGAUUAUACGAAUCCCACGCUACCAUCGGGCGAACCGGGCAGCGACGUAAUCGCCAGCGCCGGUGGGCUGGUUUCUGCCGGUGAUUUGUUACUGCUGGCCGCCGGCCAGCGGCCGCAGUUAGCAAGGGAUCGACUAGACAAAUCUCCCUAUUUUCUAGUGAACGGCUUAGCAACUCCUGGUGUGAUUCCACCGUUUGGUCUAGGGCUUGGAACUCCAGCCUUAGCUAGCGCCUAUGGUGGCGCUCUGCCGAAUCUGGGCGCCUUUGCUUUGGCAUCUAACGGUGCCCUCGGAACACCUAAUCCGGCAGUUCUGCGCGGACUUUCCAACGUGCUGCUCGUCUCGAAUCUCAACGAGGAGAUGGUCACGCCUGAUGCUCUAUUUACCCUCUUUGGGGUGUAUGGUGAUGUACAACGUGUAAAGAUUCUCUACAACAAGAAAGAUUCAGCACUCAUCCAGAUGGCUGAACCUCACCAAGCGUAUUUGGCAAUGACCCAUUUGGACAAGCUCCGCAUCUGGAACAAGACGAUCCGUGUAAUGGCCAGCAAGCAUCAGACGGUACAGUUGCCGAAGGAGGGUCAACCCGAUGCCGGUCUGACCCGGGACUACGCACAGAAUCCCCUGCAUCGGUUCAAGAAACCGGGCAGCAAAAACUACCAGAACAUCUAUCCACCGUCUGCCACACUGCAUUUAAGCAACAUUCCAGCUACCGUCACCGAGGAAGAGAUUAAGGAAGCCUUCACUAAAAAUGGUUUCGAGGUCAAAGCAUUCAAAUUUUUCCCAAAAGACCAUAAGAUGGCUCUGAUACAGCUCAGUUCAAUUGAGGAUGCUGUCUGUGCACUGAUCAAGAUGCACAACUACCAGCUGUCGGAAUCGAACCAUCUACGUGUCAGCUUUUCCAAAUCAAACAUCUAAAAAUCUAUUAACCUACAGCAACCCAACCAACCGCCACUAUUUCGACUGCUACUACUAAAACUACUACUGCUGUUAGUACUAUUAUUAUUGUCGCCUAUUAUUUUAAGCAAGCAAGCCAGCAGCUAAUCGGAUUACACUUGCUUAUGGAACACACUAUUCUGCCACGACACAAGGAAAUUGACGGUGUGAAUCAGCUGUUCUUCUUCUCAAGUAGUCAACCACCUAGCUGAACUAGAACUCCGAGAAUAAACCCCAACGUUACGGGUCUGAAAUGGUCCCCGUAGUGGCAAGCUAGAAUAUUAAUCUUUCAACUAAGCGUCUCGUGUAACCAUUUGAAUCUACAUUACUCGAGAUCCGAACUCAACAGUUUCAAUCUUCGUUAGUGGCUGCCCGCAAACGAAUGCAAACGAAAAAAAAAGAAACAAGAACGAAACAGGAUGGAAGGUAAACUGACCACGCCUACUGCGUCGCUGCGCCAUUGCAUCAACCACAAACGGUUCUACUGUAUAGGAAAAAUGGGGCUUGGCCAAAAAUGCCGUUCAAAGCCGACCUUUUAAAUCAAACAACACCCCUCACACACAUAAUCAAAUUUCGCAGACAAAUGUGUAAAUUGAAUUAGAAUCUUUUUACUAGAGAAAGAUAACAAAAAGCGUUAAAUGGGAACAAACUAUACCUUUAAAACCAGAAAAAAAGUCUUACACAAUCUAGUAAAAAAAACUACUACUACUACCGCAAAAAAACAGGCUUGUGUGGCAUGAAAGCAUGUAGCAAAAGACUAAUCACAAGAGAAAAUUACCCUUAGCGAAUGCUAGCAAGAAAACCCCGAAAAAACAGGAGCAGAAAUCAACACAUAUGGGAUAAAACAGAUACUAUUUAAGAGAGCUGUAGAAAAUCGUAUUUAAAUGUAUUAAAAAAAAAACAGAAGAUUAUUAACUAGGAUCAGCAACCAAUCGGCAGUACUAGUGGUGGGAAUCGUGGGAGCCGAAGGCAGCAAAAAGGGGGACAGCAGUAGAAUUUUUGCUCACUAGAGCGAGCGAUCAACCAGAAGAUCUGAACUAAAGCAAAAAAAAAAUCAGAAUCAGAAUCACACGAUUUUUCUUGCGCUUCGUUUUGUUUUUUUACAUAUUUCAAACCAACUACGGUUUAUUUAGCUUUUUUUUUUCUCUUUUGACGUAUCGCAAAUCGGUACUCGGUUUUUAGAUUGUAAGGAAGAAAAAAAAAACGGUGGCCGGAUUAAAUGGGAACUUACUUAGAUUACUUUUUUCCCCUUCUCGCCCUCCUCGAAAAAAAACUUAAUGAAACACAAUCGAUCCUUUUGUUUGUUUUUUUAAACCAUUAUAAUUAUUAUCUCUUAUUACACAACACUAAACUUCUUUAAAAGAAAAUCCAUGGCAACCAUCAUUGUGUGUUAGUCAUACGCGAAGGUAAACAAAGGGAGACCAAGGCAGUUCGAGGAAAUUCGAAGGAAAACAACCUUAUGUAUUAUUAACUGAUAGUUAGCUCUUAGGUUAAGGAUUAUUUUUUACAUUUUUGCUAAUAAAUACCGAGCUGAUCAUGGGCAGGCAAACCAGAAAACGAAAACAAUGAGAAAACGAAUUAUUUCCAGUAUUGUUUAAUGUUUAAUUGUUAAUACAGACACAAGUGGGGGAGAGAAAGAGAGAGAAAACAGAAAAAGAGAAAGGGGGAGAAGUUUACAUCCGGUUCCGCUCACUUAUAGUGUGGCGGUCGGUUACCGAUAACUUACUUCGGUGUAAAAAGUUAGGUUAGGAUUCGGGCACGCUUUCCAGUUGGCUUUUUCCUGCUGGGUGGGUUGCUGAUUAGCGGACUGAACCUCAAAGCGCUGGAAAGCGUGCCGAAUGCAAUCAAUAGAAACUACACGUUUUGCUUAUAUUCACUGUUAAUUGUUUAAGUUGUAGUUAUUUAUGAGACAUUUACGUUAAGAUUUAAAGGAGAUUUUUUCGUCUUAGUUGCAAUAGCUUUCGCGUCGAAAGUGCUGCUCGCUUGCCGGUCUGCCGCUGGAAGCCAUCACACGCAUCGCGUGGGGUUGAAAUCUCAGGUAUAGAAUUGUUCACCCCGUACACUUGCUGUGGUUAAAGAAAAACGGUUGCUAGGAUGGCUUUCAGUGAUGUUUCAAUUUCAAUUGGUACCACGUGCGAGUCGUUUCGACGCGAAAACCAAUAGUAGAACGUCGAGUGUGUAAACAAGCGAGCGAGAGAGCGAAUAAAAACAAAAAAAAAAAAAAACAAGAAGAUACACCGUGCCGGGAAAUGUGAUUUGUUUUGUGAUCAUUUGCCAAAUAAGGGAAUGAGUAUGAAUAGGUUAAACCGUAAACUACCACCAGUAAAUUGGUUGACUUCUUCAAAACGCUGACACUUCUCUUCUCUACAAUUCCCCUACCUAAUUUCGCUAAAAUAUGUUUAAGCGCGUGUGACUGUCGCCGUAUUGUUCAGACAAAUAGUAACUACCGCAAUUGAGAUAGAAAAGAAAAUGUGUCAAAUCAACCAGGUGUACAGUAGAGGGCAACAACUCAGAAAAAAAUAUAAACUUCAAUCAUUUUGUAAUGGAAAUACUGCUAAAAACAAUCAUUCACGAGAGAGAGAUAUACAUGACGCGUGACAAUUCAUCAAUGUGUAAAUUGCAGAACUAUCCAACUCCCACACGUUCAUUGAAAAAAAAAGAAAAAGAAAAAUAUCCACGCUGGGCGCAAAAUACGCGUAACGACAGUAACACCGACACAAACAUUCACACAUCCACCCACACACAAACACACACACAGACACGCUAGGAAAAAUAAGAGAAAAAUAGGCGUUGCAUUUUUUGAGCUUAUCGAAGAAAACCAACAGAAGUGAAAGAGAACACUUACUAUAGUAAUUAUAUAUUAAAAAAAAUGGAGAAAUCAUAGAAAAGUAACUAUAAAAAGUGGUGAUUAAAUCAUUAAACAGUUUUUUAUGAUUAUUAUGAUAAAAAGGUAUAUUAAAACUAUAUAUUUAGAAUAUUAAUCUACAUAAAAAAGGAUGAAAAGGGUGAAAAAGGCGAUAGUGAAAAAAAUGAAAUCAUAAACAAUGGGUAAACAAAAUUAGGAAAAUUAAAAAAAAUAUUUACACAAAGACAUAGGCACAGCGUGUGACACACAGCAGACCAGAAAAAAAGCCAGCAUCAUAGCAGAAAUAUCGCCAUUUUCAGAAGAAGAAAAAAAAACGAUCGGUGACUGAUGGGCGAACGAACAUGGACCGGAAUAGGAUGGAAGGCUGACCGCUCUGGUCGCUUCCGGAAAUAUUCGAAUAUAAAUAUGAGAAAUCUCGACAAUCAGAUGAUGUUAUAUUUUAGCGAUAAAUCUCUAAUCUUCAAACUCUUAUUAUAUACUUGUAAACGAAAAUCGAUACCACAAAAGCAAAACUUCUUAUCAUCAUUCAUGAAUCGACACACACUGAACAAUAUACACACUCAUAGAUGUAUACACACACCUACAUCCAAACACACACACACACACACACUUACGCUCAUAAGCUGACGAACAAGCAGUUGUUUCGAAGCCCCGUACACGACUACUAAAAACCGCAAACAAAGUAAAUGGAUAUCACUAACUAUAUCUUAGCUCUUAAAGUAAAAUCAAACAAACCACUUACUCGUAAUUAAUUCCUUAGAUGGAGAAAAACGUAUCUACUAAUGUUAUUUGUAGACGAUUAGUUUUUGUUUCGAGAUUUAACCUUUCUCUAGGAUUGCUGCAACCUCUAUCUCCCGGUCGGUUGGCCGACCGACCAAUGCACCAGUUCUACUAUCGCUGUUAACCUUUCUGCUACUACUAUUCUAACUACUACUACUACCGCUCUUACUACUACUACUAUUAUUAUUACUGUUGCUACUGCUACCACUGCUACCAAUACUAUUACUAUUACUACUACUACUAAACUAUUACUAUUUCUAUCACUAUCACUAAUCCUACUGAAUUAAGCACAUUCAAUUCUACUUAGUUAUUAGAAUGAAAGGGAUGAAGGGAUAGAAGAGGAAAAGAGAUUUCAUUCAGACAUUUUCACGUGUACAACACAUGUGCACACACACAUACAUACAUAACAUACAUACACACACACGCAUACAGACUUAUACACAUAUAGACAACAAACAUUAUUGCUCGUUAUUGCUGCUAGCCAAAAGUCGUUAGAAAUUUUAGUUACUGAGAGAAGUAAAAAAAAAAAGAUAGAAAGAGAGUAGAAACAAGAGAAAAAUAAACAAGUGGGAAAGCUGUACUGUUUUUUUGCUUAUAUUCUUUCCGUUAAACAAAUAAGUGUUAACUAAGUGCAAGGAACUAAUGGUAUUGAAAAUUGUACAGUAGUUUGAACGAUAAUUCUUACAAAUACACACACACAGAAUACGAAUGACACUAACACACACACCCAACGAAAUAGGACAGAUCACAAAAGACGAAACCACAGAACAAAUCUCUUAUUGCAUUGUACCAAGCACCCUAUUGCGAGCAAAAAUCUCUACUUUAUAUUUAUUAUAAUUUGAAAAAAAAAAUAUUAUUUUAACUUUAAGCUGUGCAAACAAAUGCAAAAUAUCAAUAUUCUAUCCCUUUUCCUUAUAAGCAAGUGAAACAAACACAACAAAAGAAAAACCACACGUUAGAAUCUAUCUAUUGUAUAACAAAGCAAACCACGUGAAAAAGUAAUUAAAUAUCAAAAAAAUAUAUCAAUGUAUUUGAAGUUUAAUCAAAUAAGGAAGCAACUGUUCGUACUACGUUUAUAAAAAGAAAAAAAAAACAUAAGCAAACAAAUCUACGCUAGGCAGAGCGCGCGCGCGAUGGUGAAGCGGCGCGAGGCGAGAGAUGGAAAGAACGUACGCACGCACGCACGCACGCACGAAACAAGUGAGAUCUAGAGAGUUUGAAUGCGAUACAAUCAAAUCAAAGCUCUUUUUUGUGCAUUUGUGAAACAAACAAACAAAACAAACAAACAAGUAACAAAAAAAAACAAUUGUUUAAAAAUCAAAUUUAGUAGAAAUUUUUAACUUUAAACAAAACAUAUUUGAAGAAAAAAGGGGGCAACUAACUAGCUAAGAAAGAAGCGUAGAAAUUGGUGUAUUAUGAUUGCAAUAUUCUUACCCUAUACUAUUAUUAUCGUGUAAGCAUUUUUUUUUACUUUACGCUUGUUUACUUUUUUUUGUAUACAUUUAACGUCUAAUCAGUUUUCGUUCCCUGGCAGAGAAACGGGGGAAGCGAAUCUCGCACACAGUAUUGAACAUUUGUCUCUCGUAUUUGUUACUGCUAUGGCUUAUUACUAUUCACAUACUAUUUAGAGCAGAAAGAGAUGAAAGUUAGAAGAAAAAACUCUACUAGAGAAUAGAUAUCGAUCGAACGAUUGGAUCAAACCAAGAAACAAACAAACAAACACAGGUGUUGUAGGGAGGACAAGUUGAUAAUCAAACGUACCCCGGAAGCGUGGUGAAAUAUGUGUCAAAUUUAUUCCUUUUAGCGAAACGAGACAGAGACGGUUUAAUAAAAACAAGUAAAACUAGAAUACGCUAUUAUGUGUACAGAAGACACACGUACCAACAGAUUUGAACGAAACAAUUACACACUAGUACACACACUUACACACACACAAACACACUUUUGUACUUUUGACCUUAAACCUCUUAAACUGUUAUUGCUACUAUUUGCUACUGCUACUACUACUACUACUACCACUACUACUGUUACUACCAUUACUAACACUGCAACUUUUACAGCACAGACUGAAAAUCUGACACCCCAUAAAUUCUAGUAGCUACCCGGUUUUUUCUUUCGGUGCUCAAUCUUACUUCCACAUUAGGAGGAACCCCGAACAGCCGUAUCCUUCCCGCCCCAUCAUGAUGGUUAUUGAUUUGUUUCGGUUCGAGACCCAAAGUCCGCGAGUGUGUGUUUCCACAGGCGGUUGAGCUGCACAAAAACUUCCCACAAAAACUUGUUUUUUGGUGCUCGGAUCUCACGGGAACGAGUCAUGCCCGUUCUUGCGCACUGCUUGAAUCUCGUGCCGAAUUUUCCGCACCAAAUUCUUUGGUAGUCGGUGAAUUAAUUUGCAAAAUACAGAUUUCUGUACCUACGGAUGAAGUUCUGAAACCAUUUGGACCUUUUUAAAAACACUGGGCUUGGAUUUUAAGCCAACCUAACCUCCUACUGACCUUCUUUUACUAUGCGGGUGGAGACACACGGUUUAGAAAAUAGAACAAUAGAAAUUCAUAAGCGAAAAUUUCAAACAUAUAAACAACACUUAAGUCAAUUUGAAGAGAACUAAAAAAGCAUAAAAGCACGGCAAUGCUUAUGGGAUGGGACGAACGGCUGGACAUUUCGGUACUAUACUUUAAUUGAAAGCGGGACAAAACCAAGGCACAGGAGAAUUGUUGUUAUUUGUGAUUUUUAUUAUAAAGAUUGAAGAUUUUCCCGGCAUUGCCGGAAAAUUUCAUCGUGUCCGAAUCUGCUGUCGACGAAAACUCUUCCAUUCGGUUAGAUUUUGACCCUUUUUUUUGGUUUAGUGCAAUAUUUUGAAACCUACAGUGUGUGUUGACCGUCAAUUAUGCGGGACUUUGUUGAAAAUUUAGUUUAAAUAUUAAAAAAAUAUCUUUUUAACUCGGUUCAGCUUUUACGAGGGAAGUCUCAGCAGAUGCUGAGUGAUAAUAGUUAUCAAUAAUUGGACAAUUUUCGCACAGAAACACAAAUUACCCACUGGAUGUCUAAAUGGUCGUGUGUCCAAGUUGAAAAAAUAAACGGCCGUAUCAGUUUCUUCGUUGUCAUACCUACCAACAAACUUUUCUUAACCGAGGGAUUUGUUUUUUAUUCUCUCCUCUUGUCACGUGAAACGAAUUAUCAAGGCCUACUCAGCCAAAUGCUAAAUGCUGACAUUCUAGAAGACCCUUCCGUACACAAUUGACAGCAUGUAUAUGAUUAGAAAAACAAUUAUACAUAGCUUCACACUGAACUGGAAUACACAGAGACACUAGAACUUUCUUUCGGAUAAUUUCGUGCUAGAUCAUAGAUAAAUGUUUACAUGUAGAAAAAAGAAGGAAUGUUUGCGAGCGGAUCACAGCUGCGCACAUUCGAAAAUUAUACAUAAUUGAAAGUUUUUCUUAUGCAGAUUUUUACUAUAAAGGUUAGGAAAAAAUAGAAACAUGCUAAGCCGGAGCAUUUGUGGAACAAACCACCAAUUGAAACCUACAACGUUUGUUAUGAAUAUGUAUACAACGUUUGUGAAACAAAACAAGAAAAACGAUUGCUUUGUGGGACACAGAAUUUUCCUACUUAUUCUAUCAACAAUUAUCACUACUAUCUACUAUCUCGCUGCUACUCCAACAACAAACAGCAGUAAUCAUUCGUUAAUCGAAGAAUACACGCACACAGCCAUCCAUGUUUCUAUCCCCAAGAGUGGAUACACGGAUAUUUCGAAUCAACAUCAACCAACAAGAGCAGUGCCGACUCCUUCUCGCUAAACAACCAUCCUCUUCAAUUUGAGCCUAUUCUUGAAGCUGCUUGAAAAAGUAAAAAAAGGUGAACCAACCAAUCAACAAAGAACAAAGAAGAUAUAAGAAUUGUUUACUAAUUAAAAACAGUCAAACAUGAGAGCUUUAAAGGCAACCAAAAAAAACAAUGGAAGAAAAGAAGGAAAUGAACAAAAAGACAUUAACUCAAACAAAGCAAAAAGCGACAAAAGGAUAUCGUUAAAAUGGAAGUAGUUUACUGAGCUAACAAAUAGACAAAAUAAAAGGAAAGUGCUAGUUUAGUUCCGCGACCGACAGACAGUGUCGUCGAAUCUUCGAAGAAGAACGGCGAAAUAUUCAAACCCGCUAGUAGGUAAAUUGAGAGAUUUUUAUUAUUAAGAGAGUAACAAAACAAAACAAAAAAAAGCAGGCGGAUUAUAGUUACAAAACAACACACGUCACCGCAGAUAAAAAAAACAUACAAUACAUACACACACACGUACACACGUCUACUAAAAGCAGCCGUUAUAGUAAAUUGAAUGUGACAGCAAACAAACCUAAUAGCGAAUGAUGCAUGUUUAGCCAAAUUAUUAGUAGUCGACAGCGAGAGCAGGAAGAGAAGCAAAAACAUAGUGUGAAAAAAAACAAAACAAAAAAUAAAAAAAACAUAUACGGGCAAAAGAAGAGUUGCAACCAGGCACUAAACAAAAAAAAAACACUUAUUUUUACGGACGUUUAUUUCUACAACGAGGCAACCAACUCAUUGAAAAACUGAGGACGCAACCGGCGAAUGUGGGAAACCCCCCGAUUGAUGAAUAGUAUUGAUGAGAUAUUGAGCACAAGCUGUUAUAGUUGUAAUUGUAGUAGAAGAGUGGUGCGAAGAACCACAGCCACAGGCAAAAGUAAUGCUGUAGUUUUUAUUUAUGGGGCAAAAAAAAAAGACGAGCAAAGAAUGGAAGAAAAUGUUAUCGACUCGAACGUGAACUCACACAUACACAACCAAACAGAGGUACUUAUACUUACUAGACGGACAUUCGACCAACCAACACUCACACAUACAAACAAAAAAAAAAAAAAAACAAACAACUCAAUAACACACACAUUGCUACAACAUCGUGCAGAAAGCGAAACAAAACAGGAACAACCAAUCAACCAAGCAACCAACCAAGGUAGAAGCGUAAUGAACGUAAAGAGACAAAGAAGAAAGUAAAAACAAACAAAAAAGAAAAUCAUCAAAAACUGACAGUGAACGGUGUUAAAAACAGAAGCAGAAGAAAAAAAAACUGGAAACUGAAAGUAAAGUAAAAUUAAAAAUGGAUUGUAAGGAGAAUAUAUAUUAUAUAUUAAUGAUUAAAAGUAAAAAAAGUAUGGCUACGAUUUUGUCGUUUUAUAAUAAAAAAAACAUUAAAUAAAAUUUAAAAAACAAGUACAUUAUACACAU